This is a messenger RNA of Trametes versicolor FP-101664 SS1, 669 nucleotides long. RefSeq lists its product as uncharacterized. NCBI's taxonomy places the organism in Eukaryota, Fungi, Basidiomycota, Agaricomycetes, Polyporales, Polyporaceae. The record is from RefSeq and is a predicted model, not a curated record. The transcript has 3 exons. The coding region runs from base 1 to 669 and encodes 222 amino acids.
AUGUUCGCCAAGUUCGCCACCGUCUUCGCCCUUGCCUCCGUCGUUGUGGCCGCUCCGGUCCCGCAGCUCCUGGGCUCCCUCCCCAUUGUCGGCCCCAUCCUCGACCCCAUCGUCAGCGGCCUCCCUAUCGUCGGCCCCAUCCUGGCCGGCAGUGGCGCCAGCGGCAGCGGCAGUGCCGCGGGCGGAGGCCUCCUCGGCUCCCUCCCCAUCGUGGGCCCCAUCCUCGGGGACCUGCCGAUCGUCGGUGGGCUCACCGUCUCGACGGGCCUCGCGAGCCUCCCCAUCCCGAGCCUGCCGUCCAUUGCGACGUCCAUCGACGUCUCGAUCCCCGUUGCGCUCCCCACCGGCCUGCCCCUUGGCCUCGCGUCUGACAAGGCUGAUGUGGUCGACGACGCUCUGUCGCUCCCCAUCCCGACUGGCAUUAUCCCCUCCGGCAUUAUCCCCUCUGGCAUUAUCCCCUCCGGCAUCCUCCCCACCGACAUCCUUCCGACGGGCAUCCUCCCUACUGGCAUCAUCCCGACUGGCCUUCCUGCUCUCCCGACUGGCCUUCCCGCCCUCCCGUCGCUCCCCAUCCCGUCGCUUCCCAUCCCGUCGCUCCCUAUCCCGUCUCUCCCCAUCCCCUCCCUCCCGCUCGGUCUCGCGGUCCCCACCCCCGCUGCUGAGCAGUGA